UGCUGUGCUCAGCACUAAUGUAACAGGAGUGUGUGAGGAGAGAUGAUGGAGAGGACAAGCUGGAGAUAGAUGGCUGGAGGCUGGGGGUGCUGCUGCUGCUGUCCGUGGUGCUGAGGGCUUGGGGACAAGGAGGCAGAAGUGAUGCCAUAGUGUGGGUUGCCUCUUGAGAUCCUGAUCUGGUGGGGGUAAGAGCGGUUCAAAGACAAUGGAUCAGUGUUCCUGCUAAUCAUGUAACUGGGAGGCCAGUGUUGGAUGACCUCUGGUAAUCAUGGUGCAGACAGUGCAGGUGGCAGUACUGGGGGCACCAGGAGUUGGCAAAACCUCCAUCAUCCGACAGUUUGUGGCACAUGAAUUCCAGGAGGGAUACACACCGACGGAGCAAAGGGAGCUGCACCGGGCCACGGCUGUCCUAAGCGGCAGGAUGUAUGAGCUUCACAUUCUGGAUCUUCCCAACAUGCCCAGAUACCCGGGACCUGCAGGACAGGUCACAGUAAACAAAGCCUUGUGUUGUAUGUUGACUUGGAUCCAUCCUUUUCUACUCUUCCAGGACUGGUUAGACCCGCGAUACCGAGGCCUCAGAAACACUAAGGUCUUCAUUUUGGUCUUUGAUAUCUGCAGCCCUGAGAGCUUCCAUCAUGUCAAACAACUAAAGCAGCAGAUCAUUGAGAGUUCCAGUGUGCCUCCGUUGAUAGUGGUCGUUGGCAACAAAAGAGAUCAGCAGAAGCAGCGUUUUGCCCCACGACAUGUUCUGUCCGUGCUGGUAAAGAAGAAUUGGAAAUGUGGCUAUCUAGAGUGCUCAGCUCGCAACAACUGGCACAUUCUCCUUCUCUUCAAGGAGCUGCUAAUCAGCAUGUCAGCCAGAGGCAGGAGUGCCACGAGCAGUAUCUGCCUGCAGGGGGCGCUACACCGGGAGCGAUGCAGCAUCAUGUAAGGCUGGAAGGUUCCUGAAAAUGCCCCCAUUCAGCCAUACGGCUAAAUGUUACAUGCAUACAUCCACACGAAACAAAAGGGCUUCUCCAUUCCGUCACACACAUAAUUAAAUGACCCCAUUAACCGAGUAAUACAAAGAAGGCAAAGAGUUUCCAAGCAAGAAGAGCUCCGGCAGUCCCAUUGCUAUCAUGCAUAUU
Spea bombifrons (plains spadefoot toad) is the source of this 1127-nucleotide messenger RNA. It is a transcript of the gene RASL10A, whose product is annotated as RAS like family 10 member A. Gene Ontology annotation, molecular function: GTPase activity; GTP binding. Bases 269 to 931 code for a protein of 220 amino acids. The transcript has 4 exons. NCBI's taxonomy places the organism in Eukaryota, Metazoa, Chordata, Amphibia, Anura, Pelobatidae. The record is from RefSeq and is a predicted model, not a curated record.